AUUCGAGAGCGGCAUCGCACUUGCAGCCAAUCAAAUUAUAUGUAUAUAGUGCCAUUGUAGCUGUUGGAUCUGAAAAGGAGCUGCGCCAAAAUCAGGGAAUGGGGACGGGGGAAUCUCUGGCUUUCACGCCGAGCUGGGCUGUCGCUUCCCUCACAGCUCUCCUUGUCGCCCUUUCUCUUCUUCUGGAGACCUUGCUCCAUCUCCUAUCUCAUUUUGUGGAUUCAAGAAGACGAAAGACUCUCAACCUUACCGUCGACCAAUUAAAGUCAGGAUUGAGAAAUAUGGGGUUCAUCACUCUGCUGCUUACUGUGGCAAAGCGGCCCGUAUCAAAGAUUUGCAUUCCAAAAAGUUUAGCAGGCACUUUUCUUCCGUGCAACCAUGAGACUCCAUUAGAUGAGUCCGAAGCUUUAGAGGUCGAAAAUACUUGCGACGAGCAGGGAAAAAUACCUAUUCUGUCUCCAAACGGAACCCAGCAGCUGCAGGUGUUGAUAAUGAUGCUUGCUGUUUUUCAUCUAACUUGUUCCCUGAUCACUUUGGGUCUUCGAGAGAUGAAGAUGAAAAAAUGGGAACUGUGGGAAGCAGAAACGAAUACUUUGGAUCACAAGUUAACUUUUGAUAAUAGAAGAUUUAUGCUUACCAAGGAAACUGUUUUUGGUCGAAGGCAUUUGAAGUUCUGGAGCAACAAUGUUAUACUUCUUUGGAUUGUUUGCCUUCUGAGACAGUUCACGGGCUCAGUAUCAAAAGCUGAUUAUUUUGCCCUUCGAAGAGGCUUUAUUAAUGCGCACCUUGGCACAAAUACUGCUUACAACUUUCAUAAGUUUCUACGAAGAACAUUUGAUAAUGACUUCAAGGCGGUAGUGACCAUCAGCCUUCCACUAUGGACAUAUGUCGUUUUCUUUAUAUUCUUAAGUGCUGAAGAUUUUCGUGUUGAGUUAUGGCUCCCUAUUAUUCCUUUUGUGGUGCUGUUGGUCAUAGGCGCCAAAUUGGAAGCGAUCAUAACAAAAAUGUGCUUGACGGGCAGCAAGCAUAUGGUAAUCAUUUCAGGAGAAGUUAGCGUUAAACCCAAUGAUAAGCUCUUUUGGUUUGGAAAACCUCAAUUGCUUCUUUAUGCCAUUCAAUUUAUCCUAAUCGAGAAUUCAUUUCAAAUCGCUUUUAUCAUUUGGGAUACGUACACAUUUGGGUUCCCCUCAUGUCUCCAUGGAAAAACCCAACACUUGGCGAUUUCCAUUGCAAUAAGCCUGCUUGUUCAGUUCAUGUGUGCUUAUGUCACCCUGCCUCUGUAUGCUUUAGUUAGUCAGAUGGGAUCGUCAAUGAAGGAAACUAUAUUAGCAGACCAAGUGGUUGCUGGUCUCAAGCACUGGCACGCAAUGGCAAAGAGAACCCUCUCACCAAAUGGAACCAUCUUAAGUAUUCCCUCAUCUCCAUUAGCGAAACCAUCUUCAAUUUCUUCUCCCAUGAAUCCAUUGCAGAAACCCAGAGCCUUGUUGGCUUCAUCUAGUGCUUCUCCGGCAUUGCAAAGCCCAAGAGGAGUAAGCAGUUCUUAUCAUGCUUCGCCUACUUUUGAGUUUCCAAUGGAAAGACGAGAACUUGAGGAGAUUCAGAAAGUCACGGAAGAGAUGAUGAAGAUAAGCAGAAAUAGCACUGUGGGUGAAAUCUCUUUUAGGAUGUGGUGGGCGCAAGAGAUUUCUUCUGGGCUUGAUAGUCACAGUUCAUUGGCUCGAUGGCGCUAAACGAAUCAUUAGGGCUUAACUUGUUUGCUUGUAAAGAUUAUUAAAUAAGAUUUUAAAAAAUAGGACAAAUUUGAGUUUUAUUAGUAGCUUAAAUUAAAUUUUAUUUGAAGUUAUAUUGUUAACUAAUUGAUGAGUUUAUAAAGCUUACAUUUUGAAGAGGGGGAAUCCAGACUUGAUUGUGCAGUUGAUUAUUUCAUAAA
Molecule: messenger RNA, 1930 nt
Organism: Phalaenopsis equestris
Lineage: Eukaryota; Viridiplantae; Streptophyta; Magnoliopsida; Asparagales; Orchidaceae
Product: MLO-like protein 12
Exons: 14
Coding region: 99-1730 (543 amino acids)
Biological process (GO): defense response
Cellular component (GO): membrane
Source: RefSeq, a predicted model, not a curated record